AUGAAGUUCCUCAUGGUUCUCUCUCUACUUGCCAUGGCGCCAUCAUGGAUCGACGCCAUCGGCUGCACAAACUGUCUUGGACAGAACGUCGACAAGAUCAGGCUUGGAUGCUUCACAGGCUGCAGUGAUGCAUUCACCGUAGGCACCAACGAACUUUUGGCUUGCCGCCAGAGCUGCACCGACUUUGUGUUCAAUCGAAAAUGUUGUUCUUCUACGUGCAGCAAUUCGGCCAAAACUUGUCUAGCGAAUAUUGGCCUCGCCAAGAGAGACUUCUCUGGCGACGAGGACACUUAUGAAGUUGAGGAUCUCGAGAGCCCGGAUUUACAUUCUCGACAUCCUCGCUCGUUCGCGGUAACCGAUUCGACUUAUUCCGACAUCGAUCGACGCCUGGACAAGGGCAAAGCUUGUUGUACUGCAGCCAAGGCAGCAUUCACGGCGAGCGUCCCAUUAAUAGCACCUGCUUAUAAUGGGGAUUUUGGCGAUGAUCAACUUGCCGGCCUGAUUCUGAUAGCAGUUGGGACCGCAGGGACAUGGGCGUGCUCCAAGAGUUUCGGCAUUAAUUGCCAUUUCUUCAAAUACGGUCCGCCAGCUCCCGCCGCGAAACGAUCAUUGCUGGUGACGGACUGA
Molecule: messenger RNA, 627 nt
Organism: Venustampulla echinocandica
Lineage: Eukaryota; Fungi; Ascomycota; Leotiomycetes; Helotiales; Pleuroascaceae
Exons: 1
Coding region: 1-627 (208 amino acids)
Source: RefSeq, a predicted model, not a curated record